AAAAUCUUUUACUUGAAAACAUGAAAAAGCCAGCGAAUCCUGACAUCCAAAUAACAACAAAACAAAGAAAAACCAAAAAACAAAAUCAAGGAAUCAGCAUCACCGUUACCACAUGUACACAAGAUAUAAAGAUAUCAUUUUUAUUCCUCCAAUUAGAUUUUAGUCUUAGAUGAUGGCCGCCGUUCCUACUCUCUCCGACGCAGCAACUCCGCUUCUUGAAGACAGAAUUGAUGGGUCCGUCGACUGCAAAGGCCGACCAGCCAACAGACGCACUUCUGGCCGCUGGAGAUCUGCAUCUUUCAUUAUUGCUGUUGAAAUGGCUGAGAGAUUCGCCUAUUAUGGGAUUGGUUCAAACCUUAUUACCUACUUGACUGGGCCAUUGGGUCAGUCCACUGCCACGGCCGCAGAGAACGUCAACGCCUGGUCAGGCACGGCAUCGCUUCUGCCUCUUUUAGGAGCAUUUGUUGCUGAUUCUUUUCUUGGACGUUACCGUACUAUUGUUGUUGCCUCUCUUACUUACAUUCUGGGACUGGGCUUGUUGACUUUAUCAGCUAUGUUGCCAUUGCCUGACACUUCUGAUUGCCAAAACACAAAUAAAAUCACAUCAUGUUCUCCUUAUCAGUUCCAAGUAAUUUUAUUCUUCUUCUCUUUGUACUUGGUAGCGCUUGGGCAGGGAGGGCACAAGCCUUGUGUUCAGGCUUUUGGUGCGGAUCAGUUUGAUGGUCAAGAUCCAGAGGAAUGCAAGCUGAAAAGUUCAUUCUUUAAUUGGUGGUAUUUUGGAAUGUGUGGGGGAACCUUGGUGACACUUUUAAUCUUAAACUACAUCCAAGACAAUCUCAAUUGGGUUCUUGGAUUUGGACUUCCAUGUUUAUUGAUGGCUAUUGCCCUGUUUAUUUUCUUGCUCGGAACCAAGACUUAUCGAUUUAGCAUAAAAGGUGAUGGGAAAAACCCGUUUGUGAGAAUUGGUAAUGUUUUUGUUGCUGCGGUUAAGAAUUGGCGAACUACGCCUUCUGCUAUAGCUCUUGAAGAGGAAGCUCGUGGAACCUUGCCACAUCAAAAUUCUGAGCAAUACAAGUUUCUCAACAAAGCCUUGCUUGCACCAGAUGGUUCAAAGGAAUAUGGGAAGGUGUGUAGCAUCAGUGAAGUGGAAGAAGCAAAAGCAUUUCUCAGGCUUGUUCCAAUAUGGGUUACAAGCUUGAUGUAUGCAAUCGUGUUUGCUCAAUCUUCAACUUUCUUUACAAAGCAAGGAGUUACAAUGGACAGAUCAAUUGCACCAAGCUUUGACGUACCAGCUGCUUCACUUCAAUCCUUCAUCAGCCUUGCCAUUUUUCUCACCAUUCCAAUCUAUGACCGUGUUUUUGUUCCAAUUGCAAGAACCUUUACCGGGAAACCUGCUGGCAUUACAAUGCUUCAAAGAAUUGGAACUGGUAUGUUUUUAUCUGUUUUGUCGAUGGUGAUUGCAGCUUUAGUUGAGAUGAAGAGACUUAAAACUGCUGAAGAAUAUGGACUGAUUGACAAGCCAAAUGUGACAAUUCCAAUGAGUGUGUGCUGGUUGAUUCCUCAAUAUAUCUUGUUUGGUGUUGCUGAUGCUUUCACCAUGGUAGGUCUUCAAGAAUUUUUCUAUGAUCAAGUCCCAUCUGAAUUAAGGAGUGUAGGUCUCUCACUAUAACUCAGUAUCUUCGGUGUUGGGAGCUUUCUUAGCAGCUUUCUAAUAUCUGCCAUUGAGAAAGCAACUGGUGGAAAUGGCCAUGAAAGCUGGUUUUCUAAUAAUCUCAACAAGGCACAUCUUGAUUACUUCUAUUGGCUUCUCGCUGGACUGAGUGUUAUAGAAUUUGUAGUCUACUUGUAUUUUGCAAAAUCAUACAUUUAUAAUAAAGGAAGCACAAUAUGAAUGGACUGCCCUGUAAGGAAUGCUGUUGUUGUAGCUAGCUAGCAAGCAUCAUGAGGUUUCUUUUGAAUAUAACAGCUAUUGAUGCAA
This is a messenger RNA of Pistacia vera, 1978 nucleotides long. RefSeq names its product protein NRT1/ PTR FAMILY 5.10-like. Gene Ontology annotation, cellular component: membrane. The coding region runs from base 170 to 1669 and encodes 499 amino acids. Gene Ontology annotation, molecular function: tripeptide transmembrane transporter activity; dipeptide transmembrane transporter activity. NCBI's taxonomy places the organism in Eukaryota, Viridiplantae, Streptophyta, Magnoliopsida, Sapindales, Anacardiaceae. The transcript is spliced from 3 exons. The record is from RefSeq and is a predicted model, not a curated record. Gene Ontology annotation, biological process: transmembrane transport; dipeptide transport.